Lachancea lanzarotensis is the source of this 369-nucleotide messenger RNA. RefSeq names its product LALA0S15e01420g1_1. The coding region runs from base 1 to 369 and encodes 122 amino acids. The record is from RefSeq and is a predicted model, not a curated record. The transcript has a single exon. Lineage: Eukaryota; Fungi; Ascomycota; Saccharomycetes; Saccharomycetales; Saccharomycetaceae.
AUGCCAUAUCCAAAGGUAUCAAUUAGGUUUUGCACUAGAUGCAAAUGGAACCUACGUAGUGCGUGGUACGUGCAAGAACUUAUGCAAACUUUCCAAGACUCUCUGGCAGAGUUAUCGUUGAUUCCGGGCGAAACAGGUGAGUUUCGAAUUAUGGGAUACAAGAUGGAUAUGCAAGAUGAGAUAGUACUGUGGGAUCGCAAGACUGAUGGCGGGUUCCCAGAUAGCAAGUUUUUGAAACAGAGGGUCAAAUCGCGUCUUUUGGACGAUAUCAGUGUUGGUGCUCAUCUGGAGAGAGAAGCCAAAUCUACGAUUCUACUUACAGGCGAAGAAGGCGAAAAUUCGGGCAAAGAGUGUGCUGACUGUGUUUGA